AUGGACGACCAGGGUAGCUUGACCGACGGAGACAGCAUUCUCAACUCCUAUCACCUGCCUCGUCCCAUGCCUAUUUGGCUCAACUCCAACUAUGGCAAGCACAUUGUCAAGGGCAACUUUAUGACCCUGAGCGCGAGACCCAAGACGGUCGAGCAGGGCGAGUGGAUCGCUCAUCAGGACGAAGUCGUUGAGCAUUACAGAAACCUCUGGAACUUUGUUCGUGUUCUUCACGAGAAGGAGGAGGAUGGCUCAACUAUCUGCAAUGCCACCACCUGCCCCAGAAUGUCUGCUGGAGCGAACCACUCAUUCACGUGGCUCAACAGCCGUCGGGAACCGGUUGAGCUUCCUGCUUUCGAAUACAUGACUCUUAUGCAGAGGUGGAUCUCGGGCAAGAUUGACGACACCAACAUCUUCCCGACCGACCCUUCGGGCGUCUCCUAUGCGCACAACCCGGCCAUCACCACGACGCCUCUCUCACAGCUCACGAACCCCGGCGAGCCUGACUGGAUCGGCAAGCGAUCCGGCUUCCCCCAAAACUUUAUCGACGUCUGUCAGACUAUCUUCCGCCAGAUGUUCCGUGUCUACUCUCACCUUUACUGGGCCCAUUUUGUCGAGCCCUUCUACCACCUGAAUCUCGAGAAGUCCCUCAACAGUUGCUUCAGCCACUUCAUCCUGACCGCCACGGCUCUCGACAUGCUCAAGCCGCACGAGCUUGAGCCCAUGCAACCUCUGAUCGACCUCUGGGCCGCCAACGGCACCUUCCCUCCCGAGUCGAAGGCCUACGAGUACGCCAACCUCAGAGCUGGUGAGCGUCUGAUGCAGCUGGCUGGUGUUUCCUAA
Molecule: messenger RNA, 840 nt
Organism: Colletotrichum spaethianum
Lineage: Eukaryota; Fungi; Ascomycota; Sordariomycetes; Glomerellales; Glomerellaceae
Product: maintenance of ploidy protein mob2
Exons: 3
Coding region: 1-840 (279 amino acids)
Biological process (GO): cell division; positive regulation of protein phosphorylation; signal transduction
Cellular component (GO): nucleus; cytoplasm
Molecular function (GO): protein kinase activator activity
Source: RefSeq, a predicted model, not a curated record